AGAUGGGCUUCCCAUUGGCGGGGCCUGAAGCGUCACGUGACUCGGAGACGCGUUCUGCGAGUGCGAAGUUCACGCCGCUACCGAAGAUGGCGGCCUCUAUUGGCGCGGUUACCUCUAGGGCUCUGCACAGCCGCCGCUACCACAGGAAGUUGCUGUCUGGAGGUCGGGGGCUCUUCAGUGGGGCGCGGCGCCUUGUCGCGGAGGGGGAGACGCACUUCGGAUUCCAGAAUGUGUCGGAGACGGAGAAAGGGGAGAAAGUUUACCAUGUAUUUGAAAGCGUGGCUAAGAAGUAUGAUAUAAUGAAUGAUUCAAUGAGUCUGGGGAUUCAUCGGCUCUGGAAGGAUAUCCUGCUGCAUCAAAUGAACCCUUACCCAGGAACUCAGCUGCUAGACGUUGCUGGAGGGACAGGUGACAUCGCCUUUCGGUUUAUCAAUUAUGUUCGGUCCCAGUGGGAGCACCAGAUCAAACAGAAACUGAAAUCCCAUCAGAAUUUAUCAUGGGAGGAAAUCUCUAAGAGUUACCAGGAAGAGGAACUUAAAUUGCCAGGAGGUUCCCAAGUGGUGGUCUGUGACAUUAAUAAGGAAAUGCUAAAGGUUGGAAAGCAGAAAGCACAACAUCUUGGCUACUCUGAAGGCUUGUCAUGGGUGGUUGGGAAUGCAGAAGAGCUGCCCUUCAAUGACAACAAGUUUGAUGUUUACACAAUUGCCUUUGGAAUACGGAAUGUAACUCAUAUUGACCAGGCACUACAGGAGGCAUAUCGUGUGCUGAAACCAGGAGGGAGAUUUCUGUGUUUGGAAUUCAGUCAAGUCAACAACCCCCUUAUUUCCAGGCUCUAUGACUUGUACAGUUUCCAGGUUAUCCCUGUUCUGGGUGAGAUUAUUGCUGGAGAUUGGAAAUCCUACCAGUACCUUGUGGAAAGCAUCCGACGUUUUCCAGCCCAGGAUGAGUUCAAGGCAAUGGUUGAAGAUGCAGGUUUUCUGAAAGUGGAAUAUCGAAAUCUAACAUCGGGCAUUGUAGCCAUUCACUCAGGUUUCAAACUGUGACCCUCCUACUUUGCAAGGCUCUUGAAGGAUAAAGGGUAUUUCUCCUGAGGAAGCUAAAACCAAUGCAACUCCAAAAACUUCACUGCCAAGAUAGACUGAGGGGAGGGGAAGAUUUGGUCCCUCUGCAGAUCUAAAGCUUCAGACUUUGGGUUUCUGAGUUUAAAUUAUGUUCUUACAACCAGCUCAAGAUCUGGAAUCCCUCUGCCAAUUAGGUACUUAUGUAAGUAUGGGUCAAGUGAUUCCUUGAUGCCUGGUAUGUGCUCACUCUCAACUGAUUACCACUUUUCCCAAACCUCACAGACAGUGACUUUUGUAUUAGACUUGUUUAGUAUAUAUUAUUUUCUAAAGUACAGUGUGAGGAUAUGGCAAAAAUUACACUUAUCUAAGUUUGACAGCAUAUACUCCAUAUAGUAAUAGAACUGGUUGAAGGUAGAUAUGGACCAACUUGCCUUGAAACAAGAUAUCUUAUAUUGUAUUGAAGUAAUGACUCUAGUUCAAGGUAGGUAUGGAAAUGUGGGCAACACCUAAAAUUACAAAUGUGAGACACAUAGGGUUUAUGUGUAUUUAUUUUAAAGAUCAUAUUAAAUUUUAUAUAUGUUUCACUUGUGUGGUAAAUGUCUCACUGAUUUCUGAAGACUUGUCUGCAGAAGUAGUAAGUUAUUAAUGUAUUUCCUCAAUGAUGGGGAUAAAGUUCUGAAAGAAUCUGUUCACUGUCCUCACUUUAACUAUACUGUCAUGAAACAGUGCUAUAAUUGUGAAAUACACUACCCAUCACCUUAUACCAUGUCUGAAGAAAUUUUCCACUCUUUUACCUCUGUAUCCUGUUAAGACUGACAAGUUACUCAGAUCCAAGGAAACUUCUGCAGUAAUGAAUGUGGAAAAACUAGAAAUAUUGUAUUAAAAAUCUUAUCCUGUCUUUACUUACCCUUAUUUGAGCUGCAUUCUGGUAGUUUGUUUACCAGAGUUUAAAGUGUGUAGUUUAAUUCAGUUCUUACUAGCUUCCUGAAGGUUUAGUAAUCUGUAAUUUGUGUUUCUAUACCAGAAUGAGAGUGUAGGAUUGAAAUGUGGUAAGUACCCAAGGGAAAAGAUAGCCACAGAGUUGUCUAGCUCAGACUGCAUAGUUGGUAGAAACAAAUCAUAAGCAGGCUUGAUACAUAGCCGAAGUUAUUGUAAUCUGCUAGUAACUUGCAAAAUGGUAAUCAAUAUAGUAGUAUAAAAUAUCUAUUAAAGGAGCUUGGAUGCAAUGUGACUUCAUAUGCCCUUAGAUAAAUCACAUUAAUCAGCUCUUGGUGCAUCAUCUAUUGUAGGUCUACCACCUAAUUCACUAGGUUAAGGGGUUCCUGCUACAGCAGGACACUUAACCUAAUCAUUUAGAAUUCAGGACAUUGUCUGUCAAACUACCUCAACUGGAAUCUAGAUCAGAUCAGUAAGUAGAUAUUUUACUCUUCCACCUCAAAAAAAUUUUUCAAAAAAGUAUUAAGCAAGAUUCAUAACUGUAGAACAAUUAAUACUCAAGUGUUAAACAUGGAAGCAUAACGUAAUUGAACAUUACUUCUAUACUAAUGAAGAGCAUCAUAAAGCCUCAUGCAUAUUGAAUAGCUGUUGUACUACCAUCCUUCACAGUACAAUUGUUGCAGUGCUACUUCUAAUGAGGCUUUUAAAACAAAAGCACUACCCUAUCUCCCUUUUUACCUUACCUUUUCCUGCCUUGGUACCUGUUAAGGCUGGCAUACCUUCUCCAAAAGCUGCUGUAACUUUCAAGUGUAGAGCAGCAGAAACAUGAUGGCUAAGGAUUCUUGGUACUGAAGAUGGUGAAUAUCCAUAAGUGUUGCAAGCUGGGGCUUUACAGUCAGCAUUUGAAAGGAUAUAGUUCCCAGCUCAAAGUUAGUGCCUGCCCUAGGAAAGUGCUUCAACAUUAAGAACUACUUGUGCUCCUCACUAACAUCCUUAGAACUGGUCCUGCUUACUGGGACUAUAGCAGCCUCUGCCAGCACAACCCUAAAGGAUCUAUGUAGUAUCUAGCAUCAUGGAAUCUGUCAGAGACUUUUUGUAAGUGACACAGAAAUUGAUUAAGACUCACUGUUUUACUAUUGGACAAUAUUACAAAUAUGUUCUAUAAAAUAGAGAAGGCAAGUGUACAGCCACUCACAGCCUUGGACCAGAAUUACAUGGAGAUAUUGCCCGUUGACAAAUGCUUUAAGUGAGUGAAUAAGAAAAAUAUGAACUUCAGAUGGAGAAAAAUGUAGGCCAGCCUUACAGGAAUUACAGCUCCAACUUAACUUUAGUAAAGACAGUUGUACUUGUCUAUGCCAGCAGUGAACUUUUCUAUACUAACAGCUUUAGAUCAAGUUUUGGGUUAGAGAAAAUACACUCACUUUAUGAAAUACUUCACUUGUUU
Messenger RNA from Gopherus evgoodei (Goodes thornscrub tortoise), 3441 nucleotides. It is a transcript of the gene COQ5, whose product is annotated as coenzyme Q5, methyltransferase. Gene Ontology annotation, biological process: ubiquinone biosynthetic process. Bases 3 to 1043 code for a protein of 346 amino acids. NCBI's taxonomy places the organism in Eukaryota, Metazoa, Chordata, Testudines, Testudinidae. The record is from RefSeq and is a predicted model, not a curated record. Gene Ontology annotation, molecular function: methyltransferase activity. The transcript is spliced from 7 exons.